This is a messenger RNA of Camellia sinensis, 5208 nucleotides long. NCBI's taxonomy places the organism in Eukaryota, Viridiplantae, Streptophyta, Magnoliopsida, Ericales, Theaceae. The record is from RefSeq and is a predicted model, not a curated record.
ACAUUGUAAAUUAGGUGAGGAAAAAGAAUACAGAUGAUAGCAUCAUCAUAAUUUUUGCAAAAUGAUCGGGGGAAUCAUUCUUUUUGCUAUUUCAUAUUACUUUUCUGGUUUUGUUUUAGCAGAUGACAUGCUAAAUCAAUACCAGCAAAUCAAUGACAGUGGAGCAUUAGUAUCUGCUAGAGGAGAUUUCAAGUUAGGCUUCUUCAGUACAAGCAAUUCGAGGAGGCGAUACUUGGGGAUAUGGUAUAACAAUAUCCCAGUUCAAACCAUUGUUUGGGUGGCGAACAGAGACAGACCUCUUAAUGAUUCAUCAGGAGGUCUAAAGAUUGGGGAUGAUGGAAAUUUGAUCCUUCUUGACAGUGGAGGAAUAGUUGCUUGGUCUACCGGUAUCCAGAAUAUAUCAUCAAAACCUACUGUUGCACAACUCUUAGACUCUGGAAAUAUUGUUUUGAGAAGUGAAAAUGGUGGGAACACAGAAAGUUAUAUUUGGCAAAGCUUUGAUCAUCCUUCAGAUACACUGAUAGCUAGUAUGAAGCUGGGAUGGGACUUGAGAGUUGGUUUGGACCAGUAUUUGACAUUGUGGAAGAGCGCAGAUGAUCCUUCACUCGGAGAUUUCUCUUAUGUGCUCGAUCUUGAUGGUCUUCCACAAACUGUUAUACGUAAAGGGUCCGUUAAGCAGCACCGAAGUGGGAUAUGGAAUGGUCUGCAGUUUAAUGGAGCCGGGCUUAAAAGCGCAAUCCUCAAUGCUAAUUUCAUGGAUAAUUCAGAGGAGGUGUAUUUCGAGUUUGAUCUAUAUCAGCAGAUAACAAGGCUAUUUUUGAAUUACACCGGGACAAUGCAAAGUGUGAUAUGGAACAAUAGGAACCUUGAGUGGGUUGUCAUUAACACAGUACCUAGUAAUCCAUGCGACAGAUAUGGCCAGUGCGGUCCUAAUUCUAUUUGCACAAUCUCUAAUGCAUUCAUAUGUAGUUGUUUGGAUGGAUACAUUCCUAAAUCAUCACAAGAUUGGAAUAUGAUGGUUUGGAAUGGUGGGUGCGUUCGCAAAUACCCAUUAAACUGCUCGGAUGGAGAAGGAUUUGUGGCAUUCGAAGGCGUGAUCGUCCCUGAUUUGUUAGAUUUUUGGAUGAACACCAGUAUGACAGUUAAAGAAUGUGAAUUGGAGUGUCUAAAGAAUUGUUCUUGUACUGCUUAUGCUAACUCCGAUACUGCUGGAGGGGGAAGUGGAUGCUUGCUCUGGUAUGGGGAUCUGAUUGAUAUUAGAAGCUUCGCAAAUCCUGGUGGUCAAACUCUGUAUAUUCGGGUUACAGCUGCAGACCUAGUGUCUAGAUCAGAUUCCAAGGAGAAGAAGAGGAUCGUGUUGGUGAUUAUCCCCAUCUCAGUAGCUUUGUUGUUGUUCCUCCUUGUUUCUUGUAUAAUAUGGAAGAGGAUAAAACAAACAAGAGGUUCACGGCCAAACAUUCCAUUCAAAGAUGAUGAAAACAUAGAAUUGCCCAUUUUCAAUAUAGUCACAAUUGCAAAUGCUACAAACAAUUUUUCUAUUUCUAACAAGAUUGGAGAAGGUGGGUUCGGACCAGUUUACAAGAGUGUGCUCCCAACUGGACAAGAAAUAGCAGUGAAGAGGCUCUCCAAAACUUCAGGGCAAGGCCUCACAGAGUUCAAGAAUAAGGUCAUCUUGAUUGCAAAGAUGCAACAUCGGAAUCUGGUUAGGCUUUUAGGAUGUUGUAUUCAUGAAGAGGAGAGGAUGUUGAGUACAUCACUUGAUUGGAAAAAAUGAUUUGACAUAAUAGUGGGAAUUGCUCGAGGACUUUUGUAUCAUCAUCGGGAUUCAAGAUUGAGAGUAAUUCAUAGGGAUUUAAAAGCUAGCAACAUUUUGUUAGACAGUGACAUGAAUCCUAAAAUUUCAAAUUUUGAAUUAGCAAGAUCGUUUGGAGGUGAUCAAUCUGAGGAAAACACAAACAGGGUUAUUGGGACUUAUGGCUAUAUGUCUCCUGAAUAUGCAAUAGAUGGGCACUUUUCAGUGAAAUCCGAUGUUUUUAUCUUUGGUGUACUAGUUUUAGAGACAGUGAGUGGCAAGAAGAAUAGAGGAUUUUAUCAUCCUGAUCAUGACCUCAACCUUUUGGGACAUGCAUGGAAAUUAUGGAACAAAGGAAAGUCCAUGAAACUAGUGGAUGCUUUGAUGGAGAGUCUGAUUCCCACAUUAGAAGUGUUAAGAUGUAUCCAAGUGGCCCUUUUGUGUGUCCAACAUCCUGAAGAUAGACCAAGAAUGUCAGUUGUUUUGUUAAUGUUGGAUAGCGAGAAUCCAAUGAUGCCCAUGCCUAAACAACCCGGCUUUUACUCAGAAAGAUUUAUAUCUGAAACAGAUUCUUCAGCAACUCCAAGAAAUCCAUAUACUUCAAAUGAUCUAACCAUAACCAAAUUACUGCAUCAUCAUAAUUUUUGCAAAAUGAUUAGGGGAAUCAUUCUUUUUGCUAUUUCAUAUUACUUGUCUGCUUUUGUUUUAGCAGAUGACAUGCUAAAUCAAUACCAGCAAAUCAAUGACAGUGGAGCAUUAGUAUCUGCUAGAGGAGAUUUCAAGUUAGGCUUCUUCAGUACAAGCAAUUCGAGGAGGCGAUACUUGGGGAUAUGGUAUAACAAUCUCCCAGUUCAAACCAUUGUUUGGGUGGCGAACAGAGACAGACCGCUUAAUGAUUCAUCGGGCGGUCUAAAGAUUGGGGAUGAUGGAAAUCUGAUCCUUCUUGACAGUGGAGGAAUAGUUGCUUGGUCUACCCGUAUCCAGAAUAUAUCGUCAAAGCCUACUGUUGCACAACUCUUAGACUCUGGAAAUCUUGUUUUGAGAAGUGAAAAUGGUGGGAACACAGAAAGUUAUAUUUGGCAAAGCUUUGAUCAUCCUUCAGAUACACUGAUAGCUGGUAUGAAGCUGGGAUGGGACUUGAGAGUCGGUUUGAACCGGUAUUUGACAUCUUGGAAGAGCGCAGAUGACCCUUCUCCCGGAGAUAUCUCUUAUCGGUUCGAUCUUGAUGGUCUUCCACAAGGUGUUAUACGUAAAGGGUCUGUUAAGAAGUACCGAACUGGGAUAUGGAAUGGUCUGCAGUUUAAUGGAGCCGUGCUUGAAAACUCUGUUUUCAAAGCUAAUUUCAUCGAUAAUUCAGAGGAAGUGUAUUUCGAGUUUGAUCUAUAUCAACAGCUAAUAAGGUUGGUUUUGAAUCCCACCGGAACAAAGCAAUGUGUGAUCUGGAACAAUAGAAACAGUGAGUGGGUUGACAUUAGUACAGAACCUAGUGAUCCAUGUGAACGUUAUGGGCAUUGCGGCCCUAAUUCUAUUUGCACAAUCUCUAAUGCUUACAUAUGUAGUUGUUUGAAUGGAUACAUUCCUAAAUCAUCGCAAGAUUGGAAUGCGUUGGUUUGGGAUGGUGGGUGCAUUCCCAAAUACCCAUUAAACUGCUCAGAUGGAGAAGGAUUUGUGGCAUUUGAAGGCGUGAUCGUCCCUGAUAUGUUAGAUUUUUGGAUGAACACCAGUAUGACUGUUAAAGAAUGUGAAUUGGAGUGUUUAAAGAAUUGUUCUUGUACUGCUUAUGCUAACUCCGAUACUUCUGGAGGGGGAAGUGGAUGCUUGCUCUGGUAUGGGGAUCUGUUUGAUAUUAGAAGCUUCCCAAAUCCUGGUGAUCAAACUCUGUAUAUUCGGGUUACAGCUGCAGACCUAGUGUCUAGAUCAGAUUCCAAGGAGAAGAAGAAGAGGCCCAUGUUGGUGAUUAUCCCCAUCUCAGUAGCUUUGUUGUUCCUCCUUGCUUCUUGUAUAAUAUGGAAGAGGAUAAAACAAACAAGAGGUUCACGGCCAAAGAUUCCAUUAAAAGAUGAUGAAAACAUAGACUUGCCCAUUUUCAAUAUAGUCACAAUUGCAAAUGCUACUAACAAUUUUUCUAUUUCUAAUAAGAUUGGAGAAGGUGGGUUCGGACCAGUAUACAAGGGUCAGCUAUCAACUGGACAAGAGAUAGCAAUAAAGAGGCUCUCGGAGAAUUCUAAACAAGGGGUUGGUGAAUUUAAAAAUGAGGUUAUCUUGAUUGCCAAGCUUCAGCACCGAAAUCUUGUUAGGCUUUUGGGAUGUUGCAUUCAAGGAGAAGAGAGGAUGUUGAUCUAUGAGUAUUUGCCCAACGGCAGCUUGAGCUCCUUUAUUUUUGAUACUACAAAAAGUAACUCUCUUGAAUGGAGGAAACGCUUUGAUAUUAUUGUGGGGAUUGCUCGAGGGCUUCUCUACCUUCAUCGGGAUUCAAGACUGAGAAUUAUUCACAGGGAUCUCAAAGCUAGCAAUGUGCUACUAGACAAUGAGAUGAAUCCCAAGAUUUCGGACUUUGGCAUUGCUAGAGCUUUUGGAGGAGAUCAAAUAUCGGAGAAAACAAGAAGGGUGAUUGGAACUUAUGGUUAUAUGUCCCCAGAAUAUAUAUUACGUGGGAUCUUUUCAAUGAAAUCAGAUGUGUUUAGUUUCGGAGUACUUGUUUUAGAAAUAGUGAGUGGACGGAGGAACAGAAAGUUCCAACAUCCUAAUCAUAUUCACAACCUUCUUGGACAUGCAUGGAAACUAUGGAUUGAAGGGAAUGCCAUCAAGCUAGUUGAUGAGAAGUUGGAAACUUUAACAAUGCUGAUGUCAGAAGCAAUUAAAUGUAUACAAAUUGGUCUGUUAUGUGUGCAACAACGCCCUGAAGACAGGCCAACAAUGUCAUCUGUGGUGUCGAUGUUGGACAAUGAGGGUGCAAUGCUGCCCCGUCCUAAACAACCCGGAUUCUAUACAGAGGGAAGCAAUGACGAGACAGAACUUGCAUCGACAACAGGAAUAAAAUGUUCCACAAAUAAGACGACUCUAACAAUUCUACUAGGUCGUUAAAAAAUUCCAAUUAAAGCACUAAUGCUCAUGGUUAUUAUUAUUAUUAUUUUUUCAGUAAGAAAGUUAAUACCAUAUUUGAUAACAGCCUUACUAAUUAUGUAUGACAAAUGAUAUAUAAGCUUCCUUGUUUGAUAGCAAACGAGAUAGAAUGAAUGACCAAUUUUUUUUUGGCCAAAGACUCUAAUGCUCAAGUCAGUAAACUGGUGUGAUUUAUGCAAUCGAGGUGAGAGUUGUUGCAUACUUCCUUUGGAGUUAGGUGGGAUGGAUUUUGGAUUGUGAUCCCUUAUUUCUUGUGGUGAUGUGAUUGUCAAUUAAUUUUAUCUGGUUUUGAG